This is a messenger RNA of Caenorhabditis angaria, 1693 nucleotides long. The record is from the annotation of a GenBank genome assembly. NCBI's taxonomy places the organism in Eukaryota, Metazoa, Nematoda, Chromadorea, Rhabditida, Rhabditidae.
AUGGUUUUGGACAUGGAUUUGUUCCGCGAGGAGAAGGGUGGAAACCCUGAACUCAUUCGUGAAUCGCAACGAAAACGUUUCAAGGAUGUGACAUUGGUUGAUCAAGUUAUUGAAUGGGAUCAAGUUUGGAGAAAAGAACGGUUCUUUGCUGAUCAACUCAAUCGACAAAAGAAUGUUUUCAGUAAGGCUAUCGGAGAGAAAAUGAAGGUAUUUUUUAGUUUCAGCUGUCUGAAUUCAUAAAAAUACAAUUCUAUUUUUUUUUUAGAAAAAAGAGGCUCAAGGUACCGACGAUAGUGUUGAGGACGAAAUUGUCAACCGACUCGCUGAACUCAAACUCGAUGAAUUGAGCGCACUCACAGUAGUUCAACUCAAGAAACUCCGUGUUUUGGUCGACGAGAAAAUCGUAGAAUCAAAGGCUGCUAUGGAUGCCGCUGAAGUUGCCAGACAAGAAAAAUUAGUUCAAAUCGGAAAUCUUAUUCAUGAUUCGGUUGUUGUUUCGGAUAACGAAGAUAACAACAAAGUUGAGAGAACUUUCGGAGAUAUCACAAGCAAGAAAAAAUAUUCGCAUGUUGAUUUAGUUGUAAUGGUUGAUGGUUUCGAUGGAGAACGUGGAACUGUUGUAGCUGGAAAUCGUGGAUAUUUCUUGAAAGGACCAUUAGUAUUCCUUGAACAAGCUAUUAUUCAAUUGGCAUUGCAAAGAUUGAAUAGAAAAGGAUAUACUCCAUUGUAUACACCAUUUUUCAUGAGAAAAGAGGUUAUGCAAGAAGUUGCUCAACUCAGUCAAUUCGAUGAUGAACUCUAUAAAGUUUCUGGAAAAGGAUCGGAAAUCGCUGGAGAUCAAACAAUUGAUGAGAAAUAUUUGAUUGCCACUUCUGAACAACCAAUUGCUGCUUAUCAUAGAAAUGAAUGGAUUAAAGAGAGCGAUUUGCCAUUGAAAUAUGCCGGAGUUUCGACUUGUUUCAGACAAGAAGUUGGAAGUCACGGAAGAGAUACUCGAGGAAUCUUCAGAGUUCAUCAAUUCGAAAAAAUUGAACAAUUUGUUUUGUGUAAUCCAAAUGACAAUGAAUCAUGGACACUUUUCGAUGAGAUGAUCGGAAAUGCUGAAUCCUAUUAUCAAGAACUCGAAAUUCCAUACCAUAUCGUUAAUAUUGUCUCGGCAGAAUUGAACAACGCCGCCGCCAAGAAAUUCGAUUUAGAAGCUUGGUUCCCAGGAAGCGCUGCUUUCAGAGAACUCGUUUCGUGCUCAAAUUGUUUGGAUUAUCAAGCAAGAAGAUUGCGAGUUCGAUAUGGACAAACUAAAAAAUUGGACGGUGAUGUUCAAUUUGUUCAUAUGUUGAAUGCUACAAUGUGUGCGACAACUCGAGUUAUUUGCGCAAUUUUGGAAAAUAAUCAAACUGAAACUGGAAUUAACGUACCAAAGGUGAGAAUAUGCUAGAAUUGAGUUGGGUCUAACUAAGAAAUGACAAAAGAAAGAGAAAGCUUUGAAAUUAAUAACUGAAGUUCACGCUGAAUAUUGGAAUCUAGAGAAAAAAAACGUGAAUUUGUUCAUUUUCGAAAUGAUUUUAAUUUUCCACGUCAUUCUCAAAUUUUCUAGGCCAUUCAACAAUGGAUGCCAGAAAACUACCGUACUCACAUUCCAUUUGUCAAACCUGCUCCAAUCGACGAAGAACAAAAGAAGAAAGCUGGAAAAUGA